CGUGGCCGCGCGCACUCCAAUGGGCGGCGCCGGGGCGACUUGGUGUUCCCGGCGGCCCGUGCGUCGGCGGUGGUUGGGUGGUAAGAUGGCGGCUGUGAGUCUGCGGCUCGGCGAUCUGGUGUGGGGGAAACUCGGCCGGUAUCCUCCUUGGCCAGGAAAGAUUGUUAAUCCACCCAAAGACUUGAAGAAACCUCGUGGCAAGAAAUGCUUCUUUGUGAAGUUUUUUGGAACAGAAGAUCAUGCUUGGAUCAAAGUGGAACAGCUAAAGCCAUACCAUGCACAUAAAGAAGAAAUGAUAAAGAUUAACAAGGGGAAAAGAUUUCAGCAGGCUGUGGAUGCUGUCGAAGAGUUCCUCCGGAGAGCCAAAGGGAAAGACCAGACAUCAUCCCACAAUUCUGCUGAUGACAAGAAUCGGCGUAAUUCCAGUGAGGAGAGAAGUAGGCCAAACUCAGGUGAUGAGAAGCGGAAGCUUAGCCUGUCUGAAGGGAAGGUGAAGAAGAACAUGGGAGAAGGAAAGAAGAGGGUGUCUUCAGGCUCUUCAGAGAGAGGUUCCAAGUCCCCUCUGAAAAGAGCCCAAGAGCAGAGUCCCCGGAAACGGGGUCGGCCCCCAAAGGAUGAGAAGGAUCUCACCAUCCCUGAGUCUAGUACCGUGAAGGGGGUGAUGGCUGGACCGAUGGCCGCGUUUAAAUGGCAGCCGACUGUGAGCGAGCCUGUGAAAGAUGCAGAUCCUCAUUUCCAUCAUUUCCUGCUCAGCCAAACUGAGAAGCCAGCUGUCUGUUACCAGGCAAUCACAAAGAAGUUGAAAAUAUGUGAAGAGGAAACUGGGUCCACCUCCAUCCAGGCAGCAGACAGCACGGCCGUGAAUGGCAGCAUCACACCCACAGACAAAAAGAUAGGAUUUUUGGGCCUUGGCCUCAUGGGAAGUGGCAUCGUCUCCAACUUACUAAAAAUGGGUCACACAGUGACUGUCUGGAACCGGACUGCAGAAAAAUGUGAUUUGUUCAUCCAGGAGGGGGCCCGCCUAGGAAGAACCCCCGCUGAAGUCGUUUCAACUUGUGACAUCACCUUUGCCUGCGUGUCAGAUCCAAAGGCAGCCAAGGACCUGGUGCUGGGCCCCAGUGGUGUGCUGCAAGGGAUCCGCCCUGGGAAGUGCUACGUGGACAUGUCAACAGUGGAUGCUGACACAGUCACCGAGCUGGCCCAGGUGAUUGUGUCCAGGGGGGGGCGCUUUCUGGAAGCCCCAGUCUCAGGGAAUCAGCAGCUGUCUAAUGAUGGGAUGCUGGUGAUCUUAGCAGCCGGAGACAGGGGCUUGUAUGAGGACUGCAGCAGCUGCUUCCAGGCAAUGGGGAAGACCUCCUUCUUUCUAGGUGAGGUUGGCAACGCAGCCAAGAUGAUGCUGAUCGUGAACAUGGUACAGGGAAGCUUCAUGGCCACCAUUGCUGAAGGGUUAACCCUGGCCCAAGUGACAGGCCAGUCCCAGCAGACACUCUUGGACAUCCUCAAUCAGGGACAGUUGGCCAGCAUUUUCCUGGACCAGAAGUGCCAAAAUAUCCUUCAAGGGAACUUUAAGCCUGAUUUCUACCUGAAGUAUAUUCAGAAGGAUCUCCGCUUAGCCAUUGCCCUGGGAGAUGCUGUCAACCAUCCUACUCCUAUGGCAGCUGCAGCCAAUGAGGUAUACAAAAGAGCCAAGGCACUGGACCAGUCUGACAACGACAUGUCUGCGGUGUACCGAGCCUAUAUACACUAAGCCCUCAAUACCCUACCCCUGCCCCCCAAUCUUCCCUCUGACCCCUCCUCCUCACAUGAGGUUGGGGUUCUGGGACUUAAUCUGGACCAGUCCACCUGUCUCCAUCUCCUUUUAUACAGACUUUGAGACUUGCCAUCAGCACAGCACACAGCGUCACUCCUCCCCUGGAGGUCCUGGGGAGGGGAGGGGUGUCAGCAGGAUUGGCCUUUGGGAAAGCUCUUGAGCUGGGCACUGGCCCCGGACUAGGUGGCUGUGUGUUCACACACACACACACACACACACACACACACCACACCCUCUACACACCACACACUGGCUCUUGCCCCAGGAUAGAAGCUGCCCAGAAACUGCUGCCUGGCUUUUUUUUUUUUUUUUUUUUUUCCUUCUGAGCUUGUCUUAUCUCAGACGCUUUCCAGUCGAGGAACUAGAAUCAACAGUGAGAACUGGAAGCCUUUCCACUGCUUCCUUCCCUCAGAGCAAAGAGGCUGUGGUUAUGUCCACACCCCCUGCGCGAGAGAGAGGCUCUGGGCCAAGAUGAGCCAGCACCGACUCCAAACAGGGUCCUCGUGGGCCCUCCAACCUCAGGUGACCAGCUGAUGAGGACUGUCAUGUUUAAGCUACCAGUGUGCAACCAACUCCAUAAAUGCCUUUGUGAACUGAAAAGAAAUUGGCAAAGUUGAGAAACACAGGGCUCUGGCUCUCUGGGGAGAGCAGCAAAUUGCCAGCAUGUUAGGUGAGCCUCACAGAAUCCUGUUCUCACCGCUGUUGAGCGCCUGUCCCAGAAGUCACCGUCACUGCAGAGCCUUGGGCUGGGAUCAGACUUCCUUGCUUUGGUGGAGGUGGAGCUCACUCCUCACCAGGCUCUUUUAGUAUUUGGAUUUGCAUUCCAGCCCUUGGGAAGGGGAUCCUGAGGGCCACCAGGGAGGAGUGAAGAGGGAGGAGAGUGGGGUUCCUUCCUGUUUCCCGUUAUGCUGCAGACUUCCACCUGGUUCUGAAGAGCCACUCUGACUGGAUCCCUUCACAGCAGUCCCACUCUCUCCAGCCUGCUCCUGUACAUGUUCCCCACCUGCCCACCUCUUCAUUCUCCCUUGCUCCUCCUCUUCUCAUGGAGACAGUGUUUCUUUCUGUCUGUCCUUUGGCCCAGACCCAGCCUGACCAACUGAUGGCCAGCUCUUGAAACCGGAACGAGUGUCUUCACUUCAACCAGAAGCAUGGUCUUCGAUGCUUCCAGAGCCCCAGGGUCUUUCGGGAGGGAAGAGAACUGGGCCUGACCCAAUCUGAACUAUCUGACCCUAGAAGGUUGGAGCUAAGACGUCCUUGAGACCCUAACAUUUCUCCUUGGAUAGGGGACCAGACCGGCUUCAAAUGUGGCAUAAAAACAAGGAGAAGUCACUUGAAGGAUGUCAACGUUUUCUCCCUCGUCCAUGGGUUGCAUUUUCCAAAGUCACGCUUUGCAGGUCAGCAUUUCUAGUGAAUAUACAGAAUGAGACCACACUGGUGUGGGCCUCUCCCCCUCACAACCAUGGCCCUUUCCCACUGAUCAGAAAUCCAGGCUAGGGGGAGGGCAGGGAAGAUGCCUGCAGGUUUUUGGCAUAACUUCACUGGGAUUUGGAAUUCUUUUCUGUCUGAACACAAAGCCUGUUCUAGUCCUAGCUGGACACUGGGGGGGUGGGGGGUGGGGGAGAUGCUGUAAUGAAACUGGUUAGUCAAUGUUGUCUUAAUAUUGUUGACAAUUCUGUAAAGUUUCUUUUUAUGAGUAUUUCUGUUUAAGCUAUUUCACCUUUGUUUUGAAAUCCUUCCCUUUUAGGAGAAAAUGUGACACUUGUGAAAACUUGUAAGAAAGCCCCUGUUCCGCGAACCUUUUUUUUUUUUCCUUUACACCUUUAAAUGACAAAAAUCUAGGUAAUUAAGGUUGUGAAUUUUUAUUUUUGCUUUGUUUUUAAUGAACAUUUGUCUUUCAGAAUAGGAUUGUGUGAUGUUUAAAUGGCAAAAAAAAAUGAUUUUGUGCAAUUAACAAAAAGCUACUGCAAGCAAAAUAAAACGUUUCUUGGUAACACAA
This is a messenger RNA of Canis lupus familiaris (dog), 3806 nucleotides long. It is a transcript of the gene GLYR1, whose product is annotated as glyoxylate reductase 1 homolog. The record is from RefSeq and is a predicted model, not a curated record. Lineage: Eukaryota; Metazoa; Chordata; Mammalia; Carnivora; Canidae. Gene Ontology annotation, molecular function: oxidoreductase activity, acting on the CH-OH group of donors, NAD or NADP as acceptor; NAD binding; NADP binding. The transcript is spliced from 16 exons. The coding region runs from base 20 to 1747 and encodes 575 amino acids.